AUGGCCAUCGGCACAAGUUUCGUUAUCACCAAAAGAGUUCGUCCAACCUCAGAAAUCGCCAACCGAAGACCUCAGACCGCAGACCUACCUCGGUUGGAGCAACGGGCGGCCACGCAUUUCGGAUUGAUGCAAGCGUCCGAACAACAUGGCUUUGAGGGCGAAGGGUUUUCAUACUUGAAGAGUCCCAUUUGGUGGGGAGGUGUCGUCACACUCGCCCUUGGAGAGAUCGCCAAUUUCGCCGCUUAUGCCUUUGCGCCCGCGAUUCUGGUGACACCGCUUGGAGCGCUGAGUGUUCUGAUCGGCGCCGUUCUGGGCUCAUAUUUCCUUGAUGAAAGGUUAGGGAAGCUUGGAAAGCUGGGCUGCGCCAUGUGUCUUUUGGGCUCAGUCGUAAUUGUCCUCCAUGCGCCCCCUGAUAAACCGGUCGAACGCAUUGACGAGAUGCUCGCAUAUGCUGUCAAAGCACCUUUCCUUAUCUACUGCUUGGCAGUUGCGAUCUUCUCGACGGUUAUGAUCUAUCGAGUCGCCCCAGUUUACGGAAAGAAAAACCCCCUCAUCUACAUCUCGAUCUGUUCCACUGUCGGCUCGGUCUCCGUGAUGUCGAUGAAGGCCUUUGGUAUUGCGGUAAAAUUGACAUUCGGUGGUAACAACCAAUUCGGAAACGCAUCUACCUAUGUUUUCGCCAUUGUUACCGGUUUCUGUAUUCUCACCCAGUUGAACUACUUCAACAAGGCAUUGAACUCAUUCUCGACCUCAAUUGUGAACCCCCUCUACUAUGUCACCUUUACGACCUUCACGCUCUGCGCCUCUUUUAUCCUUUUCCAGGGAUUCAAUACUACGGAUGCAGUCAACACCAUUUCCUUGUUAUGCGGCUUCCUGAUCAUCUUUACCGGUGUAUACCUCCUCAACCUGUCACGCCACGAUCCUGACGGACAUGCCCUGGUCAAUGCCAAGCUUGACGACGAGGGAGUCCCGACCGACGGCAUCGCAAGCUUCCAAACUCGACGCUCCAUGCAAUCCCGCCGCAGCACCGAUCCGCAUCGUCGGAGUUCCUCCAGCAUUUUCCUCAACGGUCACGGUGAUCGCGAAGGGCUUAUCCACUCGUACGAUAUCGAGAACAACUCUGGCAUUGGUUUGGACGAUCUGGCAGAAGAUGACGGCGAACCAGGCCCAACCUUCUCGGUUGAUGACCAUCGUACGUUAAGGCAUACAAAGCGAAAUAGCCAGGUCUGA
This is a messenger RNA of Penicillium odoratum, 1230 nucleotides long. Its product is annotated as DUF803 domain membrane protein. Gene Ontology annotation, molecular function: magnesium ion transmembrane transporter activity. NCBI's taxonomy places the organism in Eukaryota, Fungi, Ascomycota, Eurotiomycetes, Eurotiales, Aspergillaceae. Gene Ontology annotation, biological process: magnesium ion transport. Gene Ontology annotation, cellular component: membrane. The coding region runs from base 1 to 1230 and encodes 409 amino acids. The transcript has 7 exons. The record is from RefSeq and is a predicted model, not a curated record.